AUGACGAGCCAAGUCUGCCACAGCUGGCGGCGCUGCAUCUACUUGUGGCUUACCACUUCCUCACGCAGCCGUUACAACCGCACAGAUGACGUCGGUACCUUCCUCCAGGCGGCACGCAGAGAGCGAAACAAGGUUCAGAGCAUCAACGACCUAUUCCACACGUGUGGCAGGCAACACCACCACUGCGACACGCUGGAAGGCAUCACCCUUCAAGGGAGAGGGGAGGGGCUUGCGUGGGGCUUCAUGAUGAUCCCUGCGUGUUUUACACUGACCUUCAUUGCCUCGAUAACGCUGUAUCGUUGGGGUGACCGACUUGCAGUGCAGAAGCACACACAAGAGGAAUGGCAGCAUUGCCUGCUUGAGGCUUCGCAGAACCGGGCGGCAGCCGACGAGGAGCUUCAGUCGGUGCACCAGCGAACUGUAGAAAUGAGAGCAGCCCUCCGCCCCUUGCCGGGGGAGCAGCAGUGGAGCGCGCAGCUCGAGUCGAACAUGCUCUUCAUCAACGAAAAGCUCCAGCGCCACUCGCCCGAUGAUGAGCCGCCGCGGGGCUCCAGAUGA
Molecule: messenger RNA, 558 nt
Organism: Leishmania braziliensis MHOM/BR/75/M2904
Lineage: Eukaryota; Euglenozoa; Kinetoplastea; Trypanosomatida; Trypanosomatidae
Exons: 1
Coding region: 1-558 (185 amino acids)
Source: RefSeq, a predicted model, not a curated record